CGGCGGGCAGCCCCCGCUGUCACCGAGCGUGCGGGCCGGGCGGCGCGGAGAGCGGGUGUCCCCCUCCCCGGCGCCGCGUCCGCAGGCAGCCGGCGGGACCGGGCCGCCGUAGCCAUGUUGAGGCGGAUUUUGCAGCGGACUCCAGGCAGAGUUGGGUCUCAGAGCUCAGAUUCGGAUUCCUCUGCAGCCCCAGGAAAUGCAGUGGAUGUGAACAAUGAAAGUACUUCAGAGGGCUUCAUCUGUCCACUAUGUAUGAAAAUGUGUGUAAGUGCCACUGGUCUGUCUGAACAUUACCAGAAUGAACACAUUGGGACAGAGACAAGAAGACAGGAGCAUCAUGACCUGCCCGCUGUUACUGGCUUUAUUUGUCCUAUGUGUAUGAAAUCUCAUGGAUCUGCUGAAGAACUUUUCAAGCACUAUGAAGUAGUUCACGGAUCUGGCAUCGAUUCAAGUCAUGGAGGAGACGAGCAUCCUUCACCGAAAAGCAAUGAAAUAUCACUACUCCGACAAGAAGUCCAAGAUUUGCAAGCUUCACUUAAGGAGGAGAGAUGGUAUUCAGAAGAGCUGAAGAAAGAAUUAGAAAAAGUGCAGCGCCAGCAAGAAUCUAAGCCUGAUGGAGUGACAACUGCUGCGUCUACAGAAUCAUUAGAACGGCAACUUGAAGAGACCCAAGUAGAAAAUUUUAAUAUUAAGCAGAUGAAAGACCUGUUUGAGCAAAAAGCCGCACAGCUGGCUACUGAGAUUGUAGAUAUUAAGGCAAAGUAUGAUGAGGAAAUGAGUCUUCGAGAAAGUGCAGAGCAGAAAGUGACAAACCUGAUGCAAGAACUACAGAAAGAGAGAGCCAUAAUAGAAGAUUUAAAGACUGAAUUGCUGCAAAGGCCUGGUGUGGAGGAUGUUUCUGUUUUAAAGAAGGAGCUGGUCCAAGUUCAGACAUUGAUGGACAAGAUGACUUUGGAGCGUGAGAGAGAAUCAGAGAAGCUGAAAGAUGAGUGCAAGCAUUUGCAGGCAGAGUAUGCAAACUCAGAGGCCACCAUAAAUCAGCUAAGGGCUGAGCUUGCAAAAGGCCCUCAGGAGGUUGCUGUGUAUGUGCAGGAACAACAAAAACUUCAAAGUUCAGUUAAUGAAUUAGCACAGAAAAACCAGAGUCUGACAGAAAAGCUGCUGAAGAAAGAACUUGAUUACACCCAGUUAGAAGAAAGGCACUAUGAAGAAUCAGUGAGUAAAAAAAAUAUGCAGGCAAGCCUUCACCAAAAGGACCUGGACCUGGAACAGCUUCGAGCAAGGCUGUCUGCCUCUGAAGCCUCAUUGCAGAGAGUACAGACAGAACUGGGUGAGAAGGGGGAAGCAAGCCACAAACUUAAGGAAGAAUUGUCAGAAAUAGAGACAAAGUAUCAGCAUCUCAAGGCAGAGUUUAAACAGCUACAACAGCAGAGAGAGGAAAAAGAACAACAUAGCCUACAACUGCAGAGUGAGCUUAAUCAGUUGCACAGUAAACUUCUGGAGACAGAACGCCAGCUAGGGGAAGCACAUGGUCGACUUAAAGAACAGAGACAACUCUCUAGUGAAAAACUGAUGGACAAGGAACAGCAGGUGGCUGAUCUGCAGUUAAAACUUUCUCGUGCUGAAGAGGAGCUAAAGGAAAAAGCAGCAAAUUGCACCGAAUUACAGCAUCAGUUAGAUAAAGCAAAACAGCAGCAUCAGGAGCAACAAACUCUUCAGCAAAGCACUACAGCAAAACUCCGAGAAGCCCAGAAUGAUUUGGAACAAGUACUGCGUCAGAUAGGAGAUAAGGACCAAAAAAUUCAAAACCUUGAGGCCUUGCUACAAAAGAGUAAAGAGAACAUCACCAUGUUAGAAAAAGAAAGAGAGGACUUGUAUGCGAAAAUUCAAGCAGGGGAAGGAGAAACUGCAGUUCUUAACCAGCUGCAAGAGAAAAAUCAUACUUUGCAAGAGCAGGUAACUCAGCUAACAGAAAAGCUGAAGAAUCAAUCGGAAAGCCAUAAACAAGCCCAAGAGAAUUUGCAUGAGCAGGUGCAAGAGCAGAAGGCACAUCUGAGAGCUGCUCAAGACCGUGUGCUCUCCCUAGAAACAAGCAUUGGUGAACUAAGUAGUCAGCUAAAUGAAAGCAAAGAGAAAGUAUCCCAGCUUGAUUUACAGAUAAAAGCAAAGACUGAAUUACUGCUUUCAGCAGAAGCAUCAAAAGCCGCUCAAAGAGCAGAUCUUCAGAAUCAUUUGGACACAGCCCAGAAUGCACUGCAAGAUAAACAACAGGAAUUAAAUAAGGUCAACACUCAGUUAGAUCAGGUUACAGCUACGCUGCACGACAAGCAAGAAUAUUGUACACAGCUGGAAGCCAAUCUUAAAGAGUAUAAAGAGAAACGUCUUUAUUUCGAACAGAAAACGGAGGAGCAAGAGGGACAGCUUAAGAAACUUGAAGCUGACAUUCUUGAGGUUAAAGCAAGCAAAGAACAAGCUCUUCAGGAGCUACAACAGCAACGGCAGCAGUGUACAGAACUAGGUCUCAGAACAACAGAACUGACUAAACAACUUGAAGCAGAAAGAGAAGUUGUAUCUAGUACUAAAUUGGAUUUGGAGAAGAAAUCUGAUGCCCUGGAACAAGCAAAACAGCAAAUAUCAAAGCAAGGGGAAGAAAAAGCAAGCCUUAAACGGGACCUUGAGAAAUUAAAUCAAGAGACAAAUAAACAACAUAAGGAACUAGAUGGCAAGAUUCAAGCAGCAACAUCAGAGCUGCAGAAAAUGAAGUUGGAGAAAGAAACUUUAUUGAAAGACCUUACAGUUACCAAAGACAAAUUAUCAAAAACCAUUGAAUCCUUGAAGGAUAUAAAAGAUGAAUUGGAAAAGGAGAAACAGAAAGGAAAAGCCGCUGUAGCAGAAAUGGAAAAAUCUUGCCAAGAAACUAAACACCAGCUUCAAGUACAGACAGAGUCUGUAGCUAAAGAACGGAAUGAGUUGAAAAACUCACUGGAAAAACAGGAAGGGAUUUCUAAGCAGCUGACAAUUGAGCUUGAUGCGGCACGAGGACAAAUACUGGAGAUUCAGGGUGUCCUAAAAGAGAAGGAAAAGAAUGAGCAGCAUCUCCAAGGAAAGCUGAAAGAACUGAAGGAAUCGUUUGAUCAGAAGAAAAGGCAAACUGAAACACAGCAAGCUGAAUUAAAAGGUGCCCUUUUAGAAAAGGCAGAACUAGAGAAUAAAUUACAGCAGCAGGUAACAUUAUCUGCACAGGAGCUUAAAUCAGAGAAAGGAAAACUAGUAGAGCUACAGAAGAUCCAUGAAAAAGAUCAGGAAAAUAUGAAAAAACUUCAGCUGGAUCUUUAUGGUAAAGAAUCUGAGCUGUUGGCAACAAGGCAAGACCUUAAGUCCACAGAGGAGAAACUUGCCCUGGCUCAGGAGGAAUUAGUUUCAAACAGAAAUCAAAUUGGUAACCUUAAUCAGUUGAUCCAAGAACUUAAGACUAUAAAGGCUACUCUGGAGCAGGAUGCAUCAAAGAAAGAACAGCAGCUGAAAGAACAGAACAAAAUGUUACAGGAAAUCCAGAAAGACAAGGUUUUGAAAGAAAAAGAUUUGGCUAAUGAAAAAUCUAAAACAACAGAUCUCCAGGAAAUAAAGAGUAAGCUGGAAAAAGACAGUACUAAAUUGAGUGAAGAGCUUAGGACCUGCAAGCAAGAAUUUGAGAAGGAGGUGACAAAUCUAAAGGAUGCGAAGCAGCUAUUGAUUCAACAGAAAUUAGAGCUGCAGGGCAAAGUAGAUAACAUGAAUUUAGCUCUUGAACAGGAGAAGAAGAAUCAGCAAAUUAUCAAAGAUCAGCUGAAAAAAAAAGAGGAAGAACUGAAGAAGGAAUGUGUUGAGAUUGAAACUAAACUGCGCACAGAGAUAAAAGAGAAAGAAGAAGAAAACAGAAAACGUGAGGAGGUGGAAGCCAAGCUCACCAUGCAGAUCACAGCUCUGAAUGAAAAUCUCGCUACAAUGAAGAAAGAGUGGCAGAGCAGUCAAAGGAGGGUCAGUGAGCUAGAGAAACAGACGGAUGAUUUGCGUGGGGAGAUUGCAGUUUUAGAAGCAACAGUACAAAAUAAUCAGGAUGAGAGGAGAGCAUUGCUGGAGAGGUGUAUUAAAAGUGAGGGAGAAAUUGAAAAGCUUCAAGCCAAACUCCUGGAACUGAAAAAAAAGCUGGACAAUACAACUGCAGCAAUGCAAGAGCUAGGCCGAGAAAACCAAUCGCUACAGAUCAAACACACACAAGCCCUAAACAGGAAAUGGGCAGAAGACAAUGAGGUACAGAACUGUAUGGCCUGUGGGAAAGGCUUCUCAGUGACAGUCAGAAGGCAUCACUGUAGACACUGUGGAAAUAUCUUUUGCGCUGAGUGCUCCGCAAAGAAUGCCUUAACUCCUUCUUCUAAGAAGCCUGUCCGUGUCUGUGAUACUUGUUUUAACGACUUACAAGGAUAACUGGUUAUCUCAAAUGGCACUUAAACAUUACGCUAGAAUUAGAAUUUCUGUUGAUGCACUUCGUACAGCACUCAGACUACUAUUCAGUUUGAACAAUGAUUGUAACACUUGCAGAAUUGAGUAUAUUUUAAAAUGUUUUAUCGAUACUAAGUAAAACUAUUGUAUUUUUUGUGAGACGGGCUCAGAUCAUCCUCAGCUUAUUGCCAUUUACCCAGGAAAGAGCUUUUAUGUCUACGUUAGGAACACCCAGUUAUUUGUAAAUAAAGUUUAAACAGAGAAGUAACAAUGUAUUUUUUUAAUCUUUAAUUUUUGUGUUCAGAAGAAACAUGUACGUGAUACUGCAGUUUUUGUUUCUUUCAAAACAGUAAGUUGCAAAAAUUUGCAAGGAUUUUGUGCAUCAAAUAUUGCUGUUUCAGUGGCAUAAUUACAUUUUAAUUGUUGCAUUUGAUUGCAUAACUAACAUUCUUUUAAAUCCCCUAGUAAUUUCUUUAGGAGUUUUUCUCCUCUCUUGCUCUUGAAUUUUUCUCUCUAAGGCUCCAACCCUGCAAUGGGGGCAAACAGCUGUAUCCACAUGGAACCCUGCUGACCUGCAUGGGGCUCUGUGUGGACACAGCAGUCUGGCCACAUAGAGCUUAUUGCAAUAUCAGUGCCUAAAUCAUUGCCCAGCUACAGCAUUUGGAUAUUGGAGUAUGUUUACACAUACUGUAACGUACUAGCAUUUUUACAGACAAGCUAGAAACAGGACUGCAAGUUUGGCUUCUGUUCUAGGAAUAAGCAACAAAGGGUCCUGUGGCACCUUUAAGACUAACAGAAGUAUCGGAGCAUAAGCUUUUGUGGGUGAAUGCCCACUUCAUCAGACGCAAGCUUAUGCUCCCCACGAAAGCUUAUGCUCCAACAAUACUUCUGUUAGUCUUAAAGGUGCCACAGGACCCUCUGUUGCUUUUUACAGAUUCAGAUUAACACGGCUAUCCCUCUGAUACUUGUUCUAGGAAUGUUGCAUAAAGCUCUCCCAUAUUGAUUUAUAGAUUUGUUGAAUAGAAUAUAACUUUCUAGAUUUUCCUAUCUGUGGACAUAUAAAAAAAUUAUCCUCCAUUCUAUUCUUUUUCUUUCCCUACUAACUAUAGAAGCCCUUAAAGGUCCUUGGUUGGUCUUUGAGGAACACCCAACUGUCCUAUGCUAGGUUUCCUACUAAUGACGUACAUUUGGAGACUCAAGCAUUUUAUAUGAUCUUCUUUUUGUCCCCCACAUUAACUGGAAGAAGUUGGGAUUACUCUCUCCCUAACUGACUUGGUCUUUCCACUGCUUCUCCUGAACCUGUGGUGCUGGCAUUUUUCUUAAUCCUGGGUCUUUCUUGGUACAAUAGUUUCAUGAUUUGGCUUGCUCAGAAUGGUGGUUGAACCUGCUGCUGUUUUAUUUAUAUACAAAACAGUCAGACUUAAUUAAGAGGUGAGGAUACGAUUUUAGACUUCGUUACUGUCAUAUUUUCUUCUCCCUACUUGUGCUGGAGGAGUUUUUAAAAGCGAUGCAUAUAUGUACCUCUCUUUGUUGUGUAGGCAGAAAAAGUAAAAUGUACAUACCUGUAAUUUUUCCUUCUCCGAAGUGGGCUCCUGCUGCUCUAUGAUCCAUUGCACCUGGAUUAUUCCUCAUCUUCCAGACCCAUUGCCUCUCUAGCUCCCCCGAUAACUGCCCAAGGUAAAAAGACUAACUAUAAGUUCUAAUGAAUAAAUAUUAUGAAAGAUUAGCCAUCUCCAUUCAUGCCAUCUUAUCGAAGGCAUGAAUUAACAACCUCAGAAAUGGUAGUGUAACCCUCAGUUUAUUGAGCUCUCCAGCCUCAUGGGUGUGAAGACCCUGCUGCUUCUACGGCAACAGCUUUUGCGUCUGCCCCAUUCUAUAUGACCUGCCCCUUGAAGAGAUAGGGAAUGUUUUUAAAACAAACAAACCCGCUAUCUGCACAUUUAUAGAGGCAGGUAUUAAGGGGGGAAAGAGUAAAGUUGGGCAUGAGCACUCAUGCUUGAAGUCCCUUACUCAUGCAGUAAUACUCUGUGAGCUUUAAAGCCUUUUUUUAAAAGUGGGAUUUACAGAUAUACAACAAAAUUAUGUACUCUCCUUCCUUAAUGCUUAGUGCAAGAUCACAGACCUGGCAGGCUGGUGGUCUGAGCAACUGGACACUCUCAGCAGUGUUGCUGGCAGGCCAGGCCAAUAUGGUACGCAUGAAGGGAAAGUGGAAGGAGAAAAAUUUAGUUGCACCUCUGCCUGUAGAUUCCAGCUGUCAUGGGUAAGAAAAACAAUUGGCUGGUGUAGUACAAAGGCAGGUGAGGUAAAACCCACUGACCUAAAGGAGGCCAGACAGGAAAGAGAAGGUCUAUUGGCAGUGGUAGGUUAGCAGAGAGAGGCCAUGCUGCAUAAACCACAUGUGAAGGAGCUGAAAGGGGGAAUAUAGUCAGUGCUCAGAACCCUCAGGCUGCUCUGAUAUAGUGGUGACUGGUAAUAAAUAUGGUGAAUCUGAGCCAUUGGAGUGGGGAUUUUUUGAAACUAGUUAACUGUAGGAGUCAGAACUGCCCUCAGGAAGAGGGGGCUGACAGAGGGGGGAAGGGCUGCAGGAUGCCAAGCACAAGAAGAACUGGCUAAGGCUUUUUCUGGAACAACCUUGCUGGUUUCCUGCAGACUCUUGUUGUCCAAAGAUCCUUCAUCUACUAGGAGGCACCAAGGAGAAA
Messenger RNA from Malaclemys terrapin pileata, 7178 nucleotides. RefSeq names its product early endosome antigen 1 (gene EEA1). The record is from RefSeq and is a predicted model, not a curated record. The transcript is spliced from 30 exons. Bases 115 to 4464 code for a protein of 1449 amino acids. Gene Ontology annotation, molecular function: 1-phosphatidylinositol binding; metal ion binding. Lineage: Eukaryota; Metazoa; Chordata; Testudines; Emydidae. Gene Ontology annotation, biological process: endocytosis. Gene Ontology annotation, cellular component: early endosome.